UCCCUUCCAUUUGCGUAAAUCCAUUUUUUUUUGGUCCUCCUGAAGCUGGUUGGAAUGUUGGGAAAUGUCUGUCGCUCUUCUCAGAGGUUGUAGCCCUGGCUCCAUGCUGAAGAGGAAGUGAGGAGGAGGAGGAGGAGGACCCUCUCACAGUUGCUGCUUGACAUCUUUCUUAGGGGAUCCAUGUUGCCUCAUUGCACCCACUUCCCAGUGGACUCUCAGCAUGUCCUGGUUUAGUGGCAUCCUGGUGCCCAAGGUGGAUGAGCGGAAAACUGCUUGGGGGGAACGCAAUGGACCCAAGCGCCAUCGCCCCACACUUUGCGGCCCACGCUACAUGAGCUGCCUACAAGACCCGGAACUGGAGCGAGGAGGCAGUGGAGGACUGGGGCUGAACUGUUCGUGGCAAGAGGACCAUUAUGGCAAGAAGCAGGCACAGCCACUCCCUCUUCCAUCUAGUACUGGGACAGGAGAUUUGGGACUCAAAGCGGUGGACCUGGGCUUUGAGGAAGGUGGUGGAGCGGGUGAGGCCAAGGGAUUCUCGACCGGCGAUUGUGGCCGGCGCCUCCUGCAGGUGUUCCGCUCCAAGCGCUUCCGCUCAGCCAAGCUGGAGCGCCUCUAUCAGCGCUACUUCUUCCAGAUGAACCAGAGUUCAUUGACGGUGCUCAUGGGAGUCUUGGUGCUGGCUUGUGGCAUCAUGUUGUUGUUCCACUGUGCGCCUGGCAGGCCCCGCGUGCCCUAUGCUGCUGCCCUGGCCGUGGCAGCUGCCCUCUUCCUCUCCCUCAUGGUCCUCUGCAAUCGGACUGGCUUCCACCAGGACUGCAUGUGGGCGGUGAGUUACCUGGUCAUUGGAGCGCUGUGUGGGGUGCAGGCACUGGGCACCCUCUUGGCUUCUCCACGCAGCGCCUCCGAAGGGGUCUGGUGGAGCAUCUUCUUCAUCUACAUCAUCUACACUCUCUUGCCCGUGCGGAUGCGAGCAGCGGUGCUGGCAGGAGCCGUGCUCUCUGUGCUUCACCUGGUAAUCUCUUGGCAUCAAAACAAGGCGGAUUCCUUCCUUUGGAAGCAGCUUGGUGCCAACAUUUUGAUCUUCCUCUGUACCAAUAUCAUUGGCAUCUGCACCCACUAUCCUGCUGAGGUGUCGCAGCGUCAGGCCUUCCAGGAGACCCGAGGCUACAUUCAGGCGCGGCUGCACCUGCAGCGUGAAAACCGUCAACAGGAGCGACUCCUGCUGUCUGUACUGCCUCAGCAUGUUGCCAUGGAGAUGAAGGAGGACAUCAACACCAAGAAGGAGGAUAUGAUGUUCCACAAGAUCUACAUCCAGAAACAUGACAACGUCAGCAUCCUGUUUGCUGACAUAGAGGGUUUCACUAGCUUGGCCUCCCAAUGUACAGCGCAGGAACUGGUCAUGACCUUGAAUGAGCUCUUUGCCCGUUUUGACAAGUUGGCCGCGGAGAAUCAUUGCUUGCGCAUCAAGAUCCUUGGGGAUUGCUACUACUGUGUCUCGGGGCUCCCAGAACCACGGGCGGACCAUGCCCAUUGCUGCGUUGAGAUGGGCGUUGACAUGAUCGAGGCCAUUUCGCUGGUGAGAGAGGUGACAGGCGUGAAUGUGAACAUGCGCGUUGGGAUCCACAGCGGCCGUGUACACUGCGGCGUCCUUGGGCUGCGCAAGUGGCAGUUUGAUGUCUGGUCCAAUGACGUCACCCUGGCCAACCACAUGGAGGCUGGUGGCAAAGCUGGGCGGAUCCACAUUACACGGGCUACUUUACUGUACCUGAACGAGGACUAUGAAGUAGAGCCAGGCCAUGGGGGCGAGCGCAACGCUUACCUUAAGGAGCACAACAUCGAGACCUUCUUCAUUGUCGGCUGCAGCCAAAAACGAAAAGAGGAGAAAGCUAUCCUGGCCAAGCUGCAAAGGGCCCAGGCAAAUUCUACAGAGGGGCUGGUGCCUCGAUGGGUGCCCGAGCGCUCGUUCCCUCGGACAAAGGACUCCAAGGCCUUCCGACAGAUGGGCAUUGAUGAUUCCAGCAAGGACAACCGAAGCACACAGGAAUCUUUGAACCCUGAAGAUGAGGUAGAUGAGUUUCUGGCCCGAGCGAUUGAUGCGCGAAGCAUUGACCAGUUGCGCAAGGAUCAUGUCAAGCGCUUCCUGCUCACUUUCCAGAAGCCAGAAUUGGAGAAGAAGUAUUCCAAGAAAGUGGACACCCGCUUUGGAGGCUAUGUGGCUUGCACCGUGCUUGUCUUCUGCUUCAUUUGCUGCAUCCAGGUUGUCAUCUUCCCACACUCUCCUCUGAUGCUUGGUGCCUACAUCAGCAUUUUCAUCAUCCUGGCCACCAUCCUUUUUGUCUGCGCUAUCUAUUCCUGCCUUGGCCCCUUUCCAGCUGCUUUGCAGCGUCUCUCUCGCAAGAUCAUCCAGUCCCGAAUCAACAGCACCAUCACCGGCGUUGCUGCCAUCCUGCUUGUCUUUAUCUCUGCCUUUAUCAACAUGUUUGCUUGCAGCCGGCUCUGGCUCCGAGACUGCGUUGCCGGAUUUCUCAACGUUACUCCAGCCGCCGUGGGGUCCUGCGAGCUUCAUACCCUCAACUACUCGUUGGCGUCAGAUACUCAGCCUUGCCAGGGAAAUGGAAUUUCUAGUUGCGACUUCCCUGAGUACUUCACCUAUUCGGUGCUGCUGAGUCUUCUGGCCUCCUCCGUCUUCCUCCACAUCAGCAGCCUUGGGAAGCUGGCCUUGUUGGUGGUGAUGGAGGCCGUGUACCUGGCGCUGGCAGAGGGCACCCACGGGAUGUUGUUUGACAACUAUGACUUGCUCGUGGUUGCUAAUAUCUUGCCCACCUUAAAUGAGACCUACAGCAGUCAAGACUGCCAUGAAGAGGAAAAAAUGGCCCUGCGUUACAUGACGCCCAUCAUCCUGCUGCUUUUUGCUUUGGCCCUCUAUCUGCAUGCCCAGCAGGUGGAGUCUACAGCCCGUCUAGACUUCCUCUGGAAGCAGCAGGCUACAGGCGAGAAGGAGGAAAUGGAAGAGCUGCAGGCCUAUAAUCGGCGGCUGCUGCAUAAUAUCUUGCCUAAAGAUGUGGCUGCGCAUUUCCUUGCCCGUGAGCGGCUCAACGAUGAGUUAUACCACCAGUCCUGCGAAUGCGUCGCUGUCAUGUUUGCUUCAAUUAGCAACUUCUCCGAGUUCUAUGUGGAGUUAGAAGCCAACAAUGAGGGUGUCGAAUGUCUGCGGCUGCUCAAUGAGAUCAUUGCUGACUUUGAUGAGAUCAUCAGCGAUGAACCCUUCAGACAGUUGGAGAAGAUCAAGACUAUUGGCAGUACUUACAUGGCAGCAUCAGGACUGAAUGACAGCACCUAUGACCGCGAAGGUCGCUCCCACAUUACCGCACUCGCAGACUAUGCUAUGCGACUCAUGGAACAGAUGAAAUACAUCAAUGAACAUUCUUUCAACAACUUCCAAAUGAAGAUUGGGCUAAAUAUUGGGCCAGUGGUGGCUGGAGUAAUUGGAGCUCGAAAACCACAGUAUGACAUCUGGGGCAACACUGUGAAUGUCUCAAGCCGAAUGGACAGUACCGGUGUCCCGGACCGCAUUCAGGUGACAACCGACCUCUACCAAGUAUUGGCAGCCAAAGGUUAUCAACUGGAAUGUCGCGGGGUUAUCAAGGUCAAAGGCAAAGGCGAGAUGACCACCUAUUUCCUGAACGGCGGCCCCUCCAGUUAGCGAGAGCCUUCUGCCACCAAAGGACCUCUGAAGCUGGGCUUAGGCACCAUGGGGUUGAUUGGUUCUCUCUCUCUGUCUCUUUGUCUCUCUCUCUCCCUCUCUCUCUCCCCUCUGGAUUUCAUUCACACCCUGCUAAAAGGGAAUACCCUCUCCUUGAAACCUCCUGAAAUGAGAUCCUCAGUCAUGUUGAAAAAAAGAGGAGGGCCAUUUUACCCCAUCAGAGACUUUAUUUUUAAUUUAUUGGGAGCAAAGCCUAAUCUUGGAGUGUCCUCUUUUGGGCCCAUAUGGGUGCUACUCUGGAAUAAGGGAAGCAAAUUCUUCACUGCAAACCUUCUGCCUCUUUGAGGAUUGGCCAGAGAACCUGGCAAGGGGGAAAUGGCAGCCAGGCUGAAAGGCCCACCUGUUUUAUGUUUUUGGUUCCACAAAUCUGGCAUGUGCUUUCAUCAGGUGUGUGUGUAUUGGUGGGGGAGGCUAUUCCCCAUCUCCAGCACUGUCUGUUUUGGAGAGGGACCCUUUGCCAGGACAUUCAGAAAGUGCAGCCGCCGCACUGUUCUUAGUACGGAAAUGACUCGUUCCCUGAAGCAUUUUUUAUUCUUUUCAUCCCUCAGCGACAGCCACUCUUGUCGAUCUGUCCUUCUCUUACCCACAACUCACUGUGAAGUUUGAGAAUGCGUCUUUCCUUUGCGGCAAAGGGGUUGUCUUUUGGGAUACAGUUCUCAUUUGCCAAAUUGCUGCGCUGGUCAAGAACUCAGGGGCAUUGGGACGAGCACGGACUGUCUGCUCCCAAGAAAAGGGCCUUGGGUUAUGUGGGUUUGAUGCCAAAGAGAAGGCAGGGAAUGGCCCUUGUUCCUGCCACCUCCUCUGCUACUGCCUCUUUCGUAUAAACUAGGGAGAGAGGUGUCCUCCCUACCGAGAUCUACUGGACUUUGUUGCCUGUUGUUAGGGGACAGUGGGUUUUUGCGCACACCUUGUUUGCAGCCUCCUUGCAGAAGGGAGAUUCUGAAGAAGAAGAUAUUUUAAGAGGGGCUCUUGCCUGGAAUAGGAAGAAAGAACAAAGUUCUUCCUUCCAGUACAUCCUUGUGGGCCUUUCGCUACUAAGUGCCAAGUCUCCCCCUACUGCUCCUAAUUUCCUCAUGGAUCCCUCUGUCUCCAGAUUCAAAUGGGUGGUCCUUCUGCAUCCCCCCCUUUUAAUUUAUUAUUAUUAUUAUUAUUUUGCCUGGGUGGCCAAAAGGGAAGGGAAUCUACCAUUUUUUUCAAAUUGCAUAUGAAAAGCCACCUUAACUCUCUCACUGUCCCCCCUGCCCAUUCUUAGCUGGGAUAGUUAUUCUAGGUAAGAGUGUUGAACAAUCUAGGCCAGAGCCUGACUUCCUGGUGUGUCUGAGGAAGAAGGUGGAUGGAGAAAGCGGACAAAUCAGCAAAGCCAGAGCAUAGUUUAUGAAUGACUAAGUGCAAGUUGGAGAAAAUUAAGCCUUGGGUGACAGAGAAAAAAACUGGUGUUCUCUUAGUAAAUAUUUUUUUUUAGCAAAUGUGAUGAGUGGGGAUGCAGUCUAUCUUAGCAGGUACUCUUUGGUCCUCCUGAGGCUUUGCCUUUGCAUUGGAGGUGGGCAGAUUUGUGUUUCCAGAUAGCCCAGGGAAUUCUGGGAGUUGUAGUCCAGAAAGAACCUUCCCCCCCACACACACACAUUUGCACAUCUCUGCUUUGGUUUUUUAUUAAAAGAAUUAUUGAUCCUAUAGUGGGAAAAGAGUGUGUGGUAAUAGUGCGCUGGAAGACGUUCUGUUUGAAAAUGACAGGUUCCGGUUGUGUCUUUGGAUGUGGGAACAGCUCCCAGACAGACGGGAGAGGGCAGGUUCCCCACUGAGUGCCACCAGCCUCCCUGAUGUUGCAGGGAUUAGUCCAGCUGUGGCAGCCAUUUUGGAAAUGCUGCAUCCAUGUUUUGACCACCUUUUAUCUUCAAGAGCACCUCUUGGCCAGAUAGGACUCCAAGCACAUCUGCAGGGGUGUCCUCCUGCCGGAGUUUGCUACACUGACUCCACCACUGGCCAAGGACUGUCCCUGCCCUGCCCCCACCCAAGUGGGAUUCCAUCGCUAGAACAAAGAUUCCUGGAGGACAGAGUUCCUUUUGUUCCGCUCUAAUGCUCUCUGCGGCAUCUAAUGGUGAACAUCCAGGCCAGGGGAAGACAAGAGAAGUGUUGUUCAGUCUCUGUUUCUUUAUAGGCAGAUAAAUGAAGGGAAAACAAAAGUGUUUUAAUGCAGAAAAGAAAUAAAUCUAUAUGAAGUUACUUUUUUACAAAAAGAAGAA
Molecule: messenger RNA, 6003 nt
Organism: Pogona vitticeps (central bearded dragon)
Lineage: Eukaryota; Metazoa; Chordata; Lepidosauria; Squamata; Agamidae
Source: RefSeq, a predicted model, not a curated record